AAAGGAGGAGGCCUCUCGAUUAUCUAAACAAUGAUACUAUUUGCAAUCACAAAUGGUUGGCUGAUUAGAUGUUCAGCGCGUCGGUACGACAGCAGAGCGGUUUGAGAAGCCGAUUCGGAGUACGACAUAUUUUACGACUGAGUUGUGGAGCAUCACUGCGUUUCUUCGCAUUACCGCCAACAAUGAUGAGCAACGAGAUCACGAUCGACGACUUUCCCGCUUUGAGGCUGAAACAUGUUUUUAUCAAGGAUGAAGUCGGUCUUCUGAAGAGGAUUAACGCGAUGUUGCAAGGAGGUGCAAAUAAUUUGCAGAUAGUCACGGAUUUUGACCUGACCCUGACGAAGCAACACAUUAAUGGGGCGCAUGUACUCAGCAGUUUUGGUAUGUUCCGAAAGAGUAAGCAAUUACCAACAAAAUACUCAGAAGAGGCUAAGCGUUUGUAUGCAAAAUACAGACCUAUGGAGAUAGAUCCGAGUCUGUCUCUGAAUGAGAAAGCAAAUGCUAUGCGCGAUUGGAUGUUGGCUGCACAAGAUCUGCUCAAGGGCAUUGAGUUUGACUCUCACGAGAUGGAGGAAAUAGCUCAAUCAUGCAGUGGAAUCUUGCGAGAUGGUACAGAAGAAAUAUUUGAGAAGCUACACAAUGUACAAGUACCGAUUGUAAUAUUUAGCGCCGGUUUGGGUGAUAUGGUGGAAGCUAUAUUGAGGUAUCACAAUGCUCUCUACGAUAAUGUAAAAGUAAUCUCCAACUUUCUCAAAUAUAACGGAAAUUACUUGGAUGGAUUUGAGAACGAUGUGCUCAUUCACGCAUACAACAAGAAUGAAUGUGCAUUGGAGAAAGAUUAUCUGAAGAUACUUGGAGAAAAACAGAAUAUAUUAUUGAUGGGCGACACGAUUGGCGACGCCGACAUGGUGGAAAGAACGGAAGACACCAAAACUGUCUUGAAAAUAGGAUUUCUUUACGAACAUGUGGAAGCCAGUCUAGACAUGUUUAUGGAGAAAUUCGAUAUCGUUCUUGUCGAUGACCAAACGAUGCGAGUACCGAUGGAAAUAUUGCAAAGCAUUUUGCAACAAUGAUGGCUUGAUGGUGGCUGAUAUUAAAAUUAACUUGCGCCUAUGUGUACGUACAGUUAAGUGCGUACAUCUUUUACAUGUAUCACGAUUUUGUAACUCUUAGAUUAGACUCAAAGCUUUUACACUUGUUUUGUUUGAUCAGGUAACUUAAAAAUAUUAAUAUAUUUUUAACAAUAAUAACAGAAUUAUAUGUUGUAUGCGGGUCAUUAGAUUUAUGAUUGGAAUUAUAGAUUUA
Molecule: messenger RNA, 1305 nt
Organism: Harpegnathos saltator (Jerdon's jumping ant)
Lineage: Eukaryota; Metazoa; Arthropoda; Insecta; Hymenoptera; Formicidae
Gene: cN-IIIB
Product: cytosolic 5'-nucleotidase IIIB
Exons: 6
Coding region: 69-1073 (334 amino acids)
Cellular component (GO): cytoplasm
Molecular function (GO): 5'-nucleotidase activity; magnesium ion binding
Source: RefSeq, a predicted model, not a curated record